This is a messenger RNA of Olea europaea var. sylvestris, 531 nucleotides long. Its product is annotated as glycine-rich protein 23-like. The transcript has 2 exons. The record is from RefSeq and is a predicted model, not a curated record. The coding region runs from base 1 to 531 and encodes 176 amino acids. Lineage: Eukaryota; Viridiplantae; Streptophyta; Magnoliopsida; Lamiales; Oleaceae.
AUGGUUUAUGAUUCAAUACCUAUCUUUUACUUGCAAAUUGAGAUAACUUCGAAAUUUGUUCUCUUGCUUCUUCUUGGUGUUCUUAUUUGCACCGCCAAUGCAAGAAAGCUUGUUGGCACAGAAGGUUCUUUCAACGAUGAAAAAAAUUCUUCUUUAAUCACUGGGAUUUUAGGAGGUAAAGGGCUUGGUGGAGGUUGUGGUGGAGGGAUCGGUGGAGGUGGAGGUGGAGGAACGGUAGGAGGUUCUGGUUCUGAAGGAGGAUUGGGUGGUGGUGGUGAAGGAUCCGAGGGUGGCUUUGGAGAAGGAUUGGGUGGUUGGUUUGGAAGUGGUUCUCAAGGAGGUGGUGGAGGAUUUGGAGGAGGUGGAGGAACAAGGGGCUGUUCUAGCUCCAAAGGAGAGUUUGGUGGUGGGUUUGGAAAUGGUGUACAAGGAGGAGGACGUUUUGGUGGCGGAGGUAGGUUGGAUGAAGGAUCUGGUAGUGGAUUUGAUAGAGGAGCUGGUGGUGGAAUAGGAGGUGGUGACAUCUUAUGA